GGGGGCUCUCGAGGUUCGAUGGGCGCAGGCGGGCGCGCCGCGCGCGUUCCUGGGCAUUCCUGACGCGAGCCGGAUCGCGCGGGCUGUCGGACCUUUUGCGGGCCCUCCCCCCCUCUGGGUUCAUCAUUCCGUCCUCCCGCGUCUCUUCCCACUUCCAUCACGCCGUCUAGAAGCAAUGACGUCAAGGUCUCAUCAACGCAUCCCCACACGGCGAUGUCAUAGCCUGGUAACGACGGGAAGACAGCAGUUUGCAGCGAGGUGAUUGCGCGAGAAGGGGUAUAUAGGGGGGGGAGAGAACGGUCGCUGAUGCUGUCUCUCGUCUUUACUCUACACACACACAUCUCUCUCAAACCAUCAAUCAACAACUCUUCCUCACGUCUCCGGACACCUAGAGUACUCAACAAACCUACCUACCUACUGUAAAGCCAAAUCCUUCCCCACCACACCAUAUGCCUCGCGACGGAUCCGGCCACGGCGACAACUCGAUGGAAUUCGAUCCCGCCGUCAAGCAGAACAUUACGCACGGCGUCGGCGCCGACGAGUCCGCCAAGGUCGCUCGCGCAGACAAGACGGCCACGCCCCCGCCCGGCGAAAAGGGCUUCGCGAUCGAGGGGCUCGGCGGCAGCGGCGGCGCCUCCACCGGCCAGACCGGCACCCGCGACCUGAGCGCCAAGCAAUAAACUGGCUU
This is a messenger RNA of Aplosporella prunicola CBS 121167, 688 nucleotides long. RefSeq lists its product as uncharacterized. The record is from RefSeq and is a predicted model, not a curated record. The transcript is spliced from 2 exons. Bases 450 to 680 code for a protein of 76 amino acids. NCBI's taxonomy places the organism in Eukaryota, Fungi, Ascomycota, Dothideomycetes, Botryosphaeriales, Aplosporellaceae.